AUGACUUUAAGAUUCACUGAGAGCGCGCAGAUGCAAGAUAUCAUUCGUAUGUACAAUACGAACAUUAACGGUAGAUCCACAAUUGUGAGAUCUCUCACCGGAAUAAGGGGAAUUGGCCUGAGAAUAUCCACAUUAAUAUGCAAAAUAGCAGAUAUUGAUAUGUCUCUAAGAGCAGGACAAAUAGAGCAAGAGAAGCUAGACCAGAUUGCAAAAAUACUUGAGUCUCCCCAGUCCUUUGGAAUCCCAGAGUGGAUGCUGAACAAACAGAGAGAUCCUGUAAGCGGAGAGACAAAACAGCUGAUAGCCAACCAGGUAGAGGCAGACUACAGAAUGUACCUUGAGAGAGCAAAGAGGCUGAAGCACGUAAGAGGUAUUAGACUACUGAAAGGACUGAAAGUUAACGGACAGAGAACUAAGUCUAACGGUAGAAGAGGAAAGACAGUUGGAGUAUCUAAGAAAAAAUAA
Molecule: messenger RNA, 465 nt
Organism: Nematocida minor
Lineage: Eukaryota; Fungi; Microsporidia
Product: small subunit ribosomal protein S18e
Exons: 1
Coding region: 1-465 (154 amino acids)
Biological process (GO): translation
Cellular component (GO): small ribosomal subunit; cytosol; ribosome
Molecular function (GO): structural constituent of ribosome; RNA binding
Source: RefSeq, a predicted model, not a curated record